GUAGGCAUCCCAGUGACCGAAAUCGCCAUUGCUGCCCAGCAACUGGGCAUCAGAUACGUCGGGAUGAGGAAUGAGCAAGCGGCCCUUGAUUGUGAUUGGCGGUUCCUCUGAAAGAAGUCAGGAGACAAUGGGGGCCUUCCAGGAGUUCCCUCAGGUUGAAGCUUGUAGGUUAUAUAGUAAGUUCUCUGUCCGGCCAAGCAGCAUAGCAGCUAUUCCAUCUGUCAUCGAAAAGGCGGUAAGGAGCAGUAUUUACGGCCGUCCAGGUGCUUGCUAUGUUGACAUACCUGCAGAUUUUGUGACUCUCCAGGUGAAUGUGAAUUCUAUAAAGUAUGUGGAGUGUUGCAUGCCACCUCCUGUUAGUAUGGCAGAAGCUUCUGCUGUGCAUAGGGCAGCCUCUGUCAUUAGGAAUGCCAAGCGUCCCCUUCUGAUCAUCGGGAAAGGUGCUGCUUAUGCCCGUGCAGAGGAGGGACUCAGGAAAUUGGUGGAGCAGUGUAAAUUGCCAUUUUUGCCCACCCCCAUGGGAAAGGGUGUUAUCCCUGACAAUCAUCCAAAUUGUGUAGGUGCUGCCAGAUCCAGGGCUUUGCAGUUUGCUGAUGUAAUCGUGUUAUUUGGUGCCAGAUUAAAUUGGAUAUUGCAUUUUGGAGUGCCUCCAAGAUAUCAGCCAGAUGUAAAGUUUAUCCAGGUUGAUAUCUGUGCAGAAGAACUGGGGAAUAAUGUAAGACCUGCUGUGACCUUGCUUGGAGACAUAAAUGCUGUCACUAAACAGCUUUUAGAGCAGUUUGACAAAACACAGUGGCAGUAUCCUCCAGAAAGCAGCUGGUGGAAAAAUCUGAGAGAAAAAAUGAAGAGCAACGAAGCUGCAUCCAAGGAAUUAGCUUCCCAAAACUCCCUGCCUAUGAAUUAUUACACAGUGUUCUACCACGUUCAAGAACAGCUGCCCAGAGAUUGUAUUGUGGUAAGUGAAGGAGCAAAUACUAUGGAUAUCGGACGCACGGUGCUUCAGAACUGCCUUCCUCGGCACAGGCUUGACGCUGGUACGUUUGGAACAAUGGGCGUCGGUCUGGGAUUUGCCAUUGCAGCUGCCAUAGUGGCUAAAGAUAGAAACCCGGGGCAGCGGGUCAUCUGUGUGGAAGGAGACAGUGCAUUUGGGUUUUCUGGCAUGGAAGUGGAGACCAUCUGCAGGUACAACUUGCCAAUUGUACUUUUGGUGGUGAACAAUAAUGGAAUUUACCAAGGUGUUGAUAAAGAUUCUUGGAAGGAAAUGCUAAAGUUUGGAGAUGCGACGGCUGUGGCCCCUCCAGUGUGUCUUCUGCCGAAUUCACAUUACGAGCAGGUCAUGACUGCAUUUGGAGGCACAGGGUAUUUUGUGCAAACACAAGAAGAACUCCAGAAAUCCCUGAGGCAAAGCUUGGCGGACACAACCAAACCCUCCCUUCUCAACAUCAUGAUUGAGCCGCAGGCCACGCGGAAAGCCCAGGAUUUUCACUGGCUGACCCGCUCUAAUUUGUAAAUAAGGAUGCCAUAAGUGGUCUUCAGAAGUUUUCUCUUUCCUGUAAGAUGGAAUUUUCUUUCCUACAGCAAAAGUUGUUGUACAAAGAAAAAUAAGAAACACUUCUAAAUGACAUUAUAUAAUAAAGUAGUUGGUUAAAAACAGAAAAAGUUACAGUAUUCAACCACAGAAAUAACCAUGUACAGAUGAAAGAGAAAGGGUUUUAUUAAAUAGUAGGAUUGUUACUGCCUAACCACUGAGUUAGCACAGUAUUCUUUUAAGAAAUGCAUUCUUAAAAUCAUUUAUCUUUUAAAAUCAUUUUUGAAGAAUAAAGCUUGGAGUACAUAGGCUAUUUCUUCUUCAUAUUUUAUUUGUUGACCACUUUGUACUUAGUCUCCCCAGGAUUUAAUGGGGCUUAUUUGAUACUUGUUGAGUUGGAGUUUUGUUUUGUUUUCCUUUUUCUGGAAAGAAUUUAUUGAGCCACAGGAAAAGUCACACCACACCAAAACUAAUAAUUUCAGGGUAUGUUUGGAUUAGCAAUCUUUGUUUAUGUGUACUGCAUCAAGAUCAACAGUCAACAGCCUUAAUAUAUAAAGAACUCCUGUAAAUAAGAAAAAUAUUAAUGUAUUAAGGUACUAGUGGAAAAGUGGGUAAAGGACAUAAAUAUAUAAUCAACAGAAAAAAUACAA
Molossus molossus (Pallas's mastiff bat) is the source of this 2178-nucleotide messenger RNA. RefSeq names its product 2-hydroxyacyl-CoA lyase 1 (gene HACL1). The coding region runs from base 71 to 1510 and encodes 479 amino acids. Gene Ontology annotation, molecular function: catalytic activity; magnesium ion binding; thiamine pyrophosphate binding. The record is from RefSeq and is a predicted model, not a curated record. NCBI's taxonomy places the organism in Eukaryota, Metazoa, Chordata, Mammalia, Chiroptera, Molossidae. The transcript is spliced from 14 exons. Gene Ontology annotation, biological process: fatty acid alpha-oxidation. Gene Ontology annotation, cellular component: peroxisome.